AUGCGCUUCUUCGAGACCAUCCUUUCCGCCGCGGCCUUCGCUGCCGCCGUCGCUGCCCUCGAGAUCAACGACUUCCCUGCCGAGGGUGUUGUUGCUGGCCAGACCUACACCAUCACCUACUCCCCUGCGGACGACACUCCCACCACCUUCAUCCUCCGCCAGGGACAGUCUACCGACCUUGACACUAUCGGCACUCUUACCACUACCGCUACUGGUGGAACCUUCGAGUGGACCCCCGAGACCUCUCUCCCCAACGAGGACGACUACGCCCUCCAGAUCCAGCAGGGAACCACCAUCAACUACUCCGCUCAGUUCCCUCUUACUGGUGGCUCUGACGAGGAUGACAGCCCUGUCUCCUCUGCCAUCUCUUCCGCUACUGCCUCUGCUUCGUCCGCUGCCUCCUCUGCUGCCUCCUCUGCCUCUGCUGCCCUCAGCAGCGCCAUUCAGAGCGCCCAGUCGAGCCUGAUCACCAGCGCUGCCGCUACCGCCUCUGCUUCCGCUUCCAUCAGCCCCUCCGCUGGUGUCAACUCCACUGUUUCCACUGCUACUCUCUCUCGCUCUGCCUCUGGCUCCGCCACUGGCAGCGCCAGCCUUCCUGAGGUCACCGACUCCGGUGCCAACCUCAUCGGCAGCCCCAUUGCUGCCAUGUUCGGUGCCGCUGCUGCCUUCGCUUACUUCGCUUAA
Molecule: messenger RNA, 684 nt
Organism: Alternaria atra
Lineage: Eukaryota; Fungi; Ascomycota; Dothideomycetes; Pleosporales; Pleosporaceae
Exons: 2
Coding region: 1-684 (227 amino acids)
Source: RefSeq, a predicted model, not a curated record